GUGAUUGCUUUGGCAAUGAAGAUAGCCAGCCGGACGGUGACCAUUUUUGCAACUGACGAGCAACCUAGUACAAAACGGCCAAAACCCUCGCUCCCAAAUCUUUUCGGCCUUUCCACUUUCCAGCCCCCAGUUACGAACAACCCCCUCAUGAAGUCAUGGUCAUGGCGAAGAGCGAAGGCCCGUCCGCCGCCGCGGGGCUCCGCCCACGGCAGCGGGGCGCCUUCCUUCUGGGGGAGCCAACCUGGGAGGACACCGGCAGCGGGCGGUGGCGGUGCGCGGAGACGGGGCACGAGCUGCCGGAGCGGGAGAAGGAGGCCUACGCGCGGUCCCGCGCCUGCCGCCUCGCGCUCAUUGACCACGCCGUCGCGCACAAGAAGCCGCCGCUCAACGCCUUCAAGCCCCACCCCGAGCACAAAAAAACAAGAGGACCAGAUGACUUCUGGUGAGAUGGCUGAUGGACAAUCUGUGAAGUCAAAUGAAGAAGUGGCAAAGAAGAGCAAGCCAAGCAAGAAGUACAAGAAGAAAACUAAUGUUUCCAGUCCAUUGCCAGGAGAACCUAAACCAGAGAUGGAUGGUUCAGAUGAUCGCAAUUUCUGGGUGCCUCCUGUCGAGGGUCGCUGGGAUGAUGAUGACGGGAAAAAAAGAUGGGAGUUGUCACCGGGAAAGCACACAUUAGCAAAGAAUGAAGGUGGUUCUGAUGCUGCUGCUGGUGGUGGUGAUAACGACGGUGGUGAUGAAAAUGUUACGGCUGAGAAGGAUGACGCUGAAUCAAGGGAACUUGCCUCAAUGACAAAGCAAAUUUCUUCCUGGCUGCAGCUAAAGCAACAGAUUCGGGCACCCGUGAGCGCAGCCUCCUUUCAAAGUUCAACGAAAGGGCCUAAAAGUCAGCAGGAGUGGAUCGUCCGGGCUAGGGACACAGACAGUCCGCGUGUGGUCAGAACAACAGUAACAACUAGGUGGUGGUUGGAGGCUAUAAAUAUAACCCCAGCCACCCCAUUUAAUGGCAUCCAAGUGAUCCAAUCAACACAAGCACUCCUAUUCAUUGCAAUAGCAAGAGCAAGAGCUUCCACUCCAAGUCACACUCAAAGCAAUAGAGAUCCACCAAGUGCCACAAUUAAGAAGUGAUCAACUAGAGAUUAGUGCCUUGAGAGAGACGUUUGAGAAGAGUGUGUCAUUGAGUUUCUUGUGCUCUUUUGCUUGGUGUUGUUCAUCCGUACUCUCAUUCCAUUCCUAUUUUCAUUCUUUAUAAAGGCUAGAAAGAGACUUUGUGUGUGUGGGGAUCCGGGGAUCCUUAUGGGGACUUCAUGUCCUUUGAAUUGAGAAGAACACUCAACCGGUAUAAGGGACCGAUUGAGAGAGGUAAAUGAUUGAAAGAGACCCGUCAUAAAUAGACUCCUCAGUAAAGAGGUAGGUUUCCUUAUGAAACCAAACUCUACUAAAUAAAUCGUGUUGUCCUU
Molecule: messenger RNA, 1457 nt
Organism: Zea mays
Lineage: Eukaryota; Viridiplantae; Streptophyta; Magnoliopsida; Poales; Poaceae
Exons: 5
Coding region: 16-1125 (369 amino acids)
Source: RefSeq, a predicted model, not a curated record